AUGCAACUUUUUAUAAAAAAGUGUCAAAGGAAAAUUUUACUGAGAUGUUGUGCUCUUCGUCUGAGACUGGAAGAUGAAUGCCAGCUGGCUGCUUUCAGAGUCGAGUCAACAUUGAGUGUUGAACUGAGAUUGCUUGGAGGAGAAGAAGAAGAGGAGAACUGGCCGUGCCAAAGCACAAACGGACGCUUUGUGAAUGUUGUCGCUGGGUUUGGACACAAGAAGGGACCCAAUGUCCGCUCUUAA
This is a messenger RNA of Candidula unifasciata, 243 nucleotides long. Lineage: Eukaryota; Metazoa; Mollusca; Gastropoda; Stylommatophora; Geomitridae. The record is from the annotation of a GenBank genome assembly.